AUGGAGAGUGCCAUAGAUGGCAUUGUUGGCACACAAUCGGCACAAUAUGAUAGCCAGAGAGCAAAUGAUGAUGUUCCUUUGCAGCGGAAACUCUCCACAAAGCCAGCGGAGGAAGAUGGAUUGAAAGCACUAGAUAAUGAUGACAUUUUCUACUCUUACAUCAAAAGUGCUAAGAAUAAAAUUAUGCAGAGCAAGUCAAACAUUGGUGGCCAUGAGCUGAAACCUACAGGUGUGGAUGUGGCUAAUGGAACCACCAACAAGGAAAAUGAAAGAGACCAUUUUUCAGAUUUUAUUCAGAAUGCUAAGAAGAGGAUAAGGAGUAGAACUAUAUCAAAAAGGAAUAGCUCCUUCAGAAGAGGGUGA
Molecule: messenger RNA, 363 nt
Organism: Sphenostylis stenocarpa
Lineage: Eukaryota; Viridiplantae; Streptophyta; Magnoliopsida; Fabales; Fabaceae
Source: the annotation of a GenBank genome assembly